Messenger RNA from Hippoglossus stenolepis (Pacific halibut), 3428 nucleotides. RefSeq names its product ceramide synthase 2. Gene Ontology annotation, biological process: ceramide biosynthetic process. Bases 552 to 1700 code for a protein of 382 amino acids. Gene Ontology annotation, molecular function: DNA binding; sphingosine N-acyltransferase activity. The record is from RefSeq and is a predicted model, not a curated record. Gene Ontology annotation, cellular component: membrane. The transcript is spliced from 11 exons. NCBI's taxonomy places the organism in Eukaryota, Metazoa, Chordata, Actinopteri, Pleuronectiformes, Pleuronectidae.
UCCUCUCUCCUCUCUCCUCCUCCGUGUGCUCCCCUCACUUCGCUCUCCAGCAGGCCCGACCUCCACCGCACUCCACCCGGCCACACACCCAGAAAGACCCCGCCGACUCCCGGGAGACAGCACACAUCACGGGGGCAGAGAGCUCAGCCGGAGCCCAGCGAGAGACAACAACCGGAACACUGGGACAUUUUUCAUGUUUUCCCCCCGGUCGCAUUGCAGCAUUUCUCUCCUUCUCCCAUUUGUAGCUUCUCCUCCACCAUCAUCACCUUUCUCCACAGAAGAAGAGAGAAACUUUCCGCAGAAUGGAAAGAUGUAAAAAUCGGGCCGGGGACUAAACUUUGACGCUAACUGUGCGACCAGAGCAGCGGCGGCAGCGGGCUGGGCUAACUCCAGAGGACCGUUAGGUUCGCAGCUAGCUAGGUGGGACCCGGAGCACGCUGGUGGAGGGAAGACCCCCAAGAAAAAACAACAAAAAGGAAGCAGACAUCUUUCCUCUCGGAGAACCGCACUGCUCUCGUCACUUCACUGCGGGGGGGGAACACACGCCAAAGAUGCUGUCAGGGCUGAGUGCGUGGUUCUGGCAGGAGCGGCUGUGGUUUCCUGAAGGUCUGGGCUGGGCUGACCUGGAGGACCGGGAUGGGCGCGUGUAUGCUAAAGCUCGGGAUCUUUGGGUGGCGCUGCCCAUCGCCCUCAUAUUCCUCAUUAUUCGUCAGAUCUUUGAGAGGACAGUGGCUACACCCCUGGCCUCUCUACUGGGGGUGAAAGAGACAGUACGGCUCAAAGCCCCUCCCAACAUCACACUGGAGUCCUACUACUGUACUGUGGCCAAGAACCCCACACAGAGUUCAAUAAUAAGUCUUAUCAAGCAGACUGGCUAUCCAGAACGACAAGUGCAGCGAUGGUUCAGGAAACGGAGGAACCAGGACAGACCGAGUUUGCUCAAAAAAUUCAGAGAAGCCAGUUGGAGAUUUACCUUUUACCUUCUUGCUUUCAUUGCUGGCCUGGCUGCCCUCAUCGAUAAACCUUGGCUGUAUGACCUGAAGGAGAUGUGGGAAGGCUUCCCUGUGCUGACGCUGCUGCCAUCUCAGUAUUGGUACUACAUGAUCGAGCUGGGUUUCUACAGCUCUCUGCUCUUCAGUGUAGCUUCUGAUGUGAAACGCAAAGAUUUCAAGGAGCAGAUUGUUCACCAUGUGGCGACCAUCCUCCUCAUCAGCUUCUCUUGGUGUGUUAACUACAUCCGUGCUGGAACUCUCAUCAUGUUCGUGCACGACUCCUCUGAUUACCUUCUUGAGUCUGCAAAGAUGUUCAACUAUGCUGGGUGGCGUAACGCCUGUAACUACAUCUUCAUCGUAUUUGCUGCAAUCUUCAUUGUCACUCGUCUGUUCGUCUUCCCCUUCCGCAUUAUUUACUGUACGUGGGUUUAUCCUGUGACCGUCUACGAACCCUUUUUCGGCUACUACUUCUUCAAUGGACUUCUGAUGAUUCUUCAGUGUCUACAUAUCUUCUGGGCUGUGCUCAUCAUACGCAUCGCAAUCCGCUUCCUCACCAGCAAUGAAAAGGUAGACGAUGAAAGGAGUGACAAAGAUGAAACAGAUGAAUCAGAAGAAGAGGAGGAGGGGGUGAAGGACAUGAAGAAAAGCAAUGGACCAGUGCAGAACGGUCAUGCAAUCCACAACAACAACCACAGCAAGACAGCGUGAAGGUGUCAGGAUUUAGGAAUGUGAGAUGGACUCAUAUCCCUCAGUAGGGGAGCAGGAGGGAGGGAUGAAGAGAGAGAAGAGCGAAGGGGGCAAGACAUUCCCUAAAGCCAAGAACACCAGGUAUCCUGAGGAAAUUUGACACUAAUACCUUUGCACGACACACUAACACAUGUUCAUUCAUACUUUUAGAGGGCACAGGGAUCCAGCAGAUGAUAUACAGCAACUGGCAGGAUUUGUUUUGUGCUUUUUCGUCGGAGAAUAAUGUAUCAUGUGAGAUGUCGGUCACAAAAUUUAAGAGACAGGGGAGGAAAUGGAGAGGACCAAAGCGUGGAGAGAACUGAAGAGGGUGAUGCUGCUUCUACUUUAGCUUUCUUGUUCUAACUGUGCCUUAGAGCCAGCUAAUCGCUGUCCAAAUGACAUUUUAUAGCUUUUAUGCUUUAAUCUCGUGUUGCUUUAUUUCCUUGUAACGUCGCUGUUUUUUUACUAGAAGAGUGAAUGAGUGAACGUAUUAUGAAAGUGGAACAAUAGGGCAUUUAUUUCCCUAAUUUUUCAGCCUAUGCAAGUAUGUGUAUGUUCAGCUAUUGCAACGUCUUUGCACAAACAUACAGUGUCUCUUAUAUAAUGUUAUCUACAGUAUAAUGUAAUAAUCAGCAGGAGGACUGUGUGCCUCUGCUCCCCACUGUAGCUGGUGCCAUUUUAAAAGCAGUCUGCCUCGGAUGAAUACAUGUGGUAUUAACUUUUUUUAAAGAUAAACAGAAAGUAAAACUUUCUUUCUUAUUUUAAUUCCAGUCCGGUUUUCCGCUUCCGAAAGAGAUGUAUGACCUGCAAAGGUUAUUUAUCAUGGCUCAGUAAUAACUAGAGAUGAAUGUUAAACACAACAGCACUGUGAUAUAAAAUCACAGCAUCCUGCCAGUUGUGAUGGAGCUGGAUGUUUUUUUUUCUGCUCUGGUGUGGCUGAAGCAGUUUGAUCCAGUUGAGAAAUGAAUCACAGUGAUGAUGCCACCCGAUGUAACGCAAGGACACUCCUGAAAAUGAUUGCAAUAGUGGUCUGCUCUUUUGAAAUGAAGGAGUUUUAUGAAGGCAAAUGGAAUUAACCAUUUCUAGAUUUAUGAAUAUCGGCCAGAUGUCCACAGUUCACUGCCUUGUGGCCUGGGUUAUAUUUAAUAACCUUGGCGAGAAUUUAAGUGUUGAUCUAAGUGAAUUAUUUUAGGUAUGAUUAUGUGUAUGAAACGGGUUUACAGGUAUGUCCUUUGAUUUCUUUUUUUCCAGUGUUGAAAAAAACUCAUGAGGUAUUAAUGAAAUAAUUGUUGCAGUUUUUUUGUUAUGCUUUAAAGUUUUUUUGUAUGUCAAGUGCCUUAUGUGUAAUGUAUGGGAAGCUCUCUCUCACGUCUUCAUGUUCUCUCCUUUUCUUUCUGGUCUUCACCUCACAUCACAGACACAACUAUAAAACUAAAACAUCCUCUUUCCCCUGCGGUCUCAUUCCUCAAUCACUUUUUUCCCUCUCCUUUAUAAAUGAUCCCUCCUUUCACACUCACCCUCAUUCCACCCACCACGUCUUCUUUACUAACCCAGACCAACCAGCAACCUCUCUCCUCGGGUGAUACAGAAGAAACAGCUGUGUCCUAAUUACAGUGUUAUUUAGUUUUUUCAUUUGUAUUUUUUUGUUUUAUGAUGCCUAAGUAUUGUUAUUAAUAAUAAAAACAGAGACCAUGAAUUGGAAAGAAAAUA